Molecule: messenger RNA, 6641 nt
Organism: Acipenser ruthenus (sterlet)
Lineage: Eukaryota; Metazoa; Chordata; Actinopteri; Acipenseriformes; Acipenseridae
Gene: znf142
Product: zinc finger protein 142
Exons: 9
Coding region: 247-5907 (1886 amino acids)
Biological process (GO): regulation of gene expression
Cellular component (GO): nucleus
Source: RefSeq, a predicted model, not a curated record
AUUCAGGCGCUGCGACGACUAUACUUGCCGGUGUACUCCGCCCCUCCCCCAAAUCAAAAUAUGGCGACGCAGAGUGUUGAUCAGAAGUACACAGAAUAUCAGAGUGGAGACAGAAGAGCACAUUCUGAAUCGUGUUCUUAUGGGACAUGCUCUCUGCUGAAGCCUUCUGCUUCACUGUAGUGGUGUGCCUGUUCCACAAUAGGUAACCUGACUGCCCAGGGAGACGUGGUAAAAAUCUCAGGCAAGAUGGAAAGCAGUGCAGCCAGUCUUCAUGUAGACACUGAAGAGGAAAGAGAAGGGAGCGGCGCAGUGGAAACCCAUCCUAGUGAUCCCAUCUUGGGAAGAGAUGGAGAGACUGCAGAAGUAUUGGUGGAGACUGAAAGACUGUACCCCUGCCAGAAGUGCAACCAGAAUUUCCCUGACCGCAGCCUGGUCUCUUCCCACACAUGCCCUGAGCCUGUCCUCCAGAAUCUCUUAAUGGCAGUGGAACUGUCAGAGGAGUCCAUAACAGUGCGUUACAUGUGCCCGCUGUGCGCUGAGAUCUUCCCCCUCCCCAAUUCCCUGAAAAAACACUUCCGUGCACACCGUGCUGUCCCAAGCAGACUGCUGUCCUGCCCUGAACCAGGAUGCAUGUUUCACACUCCAGACUGGCGGCAGUACCAGAAGCACAUGCGCUCUGUCCACUCGCUAGUGCCGGUUCCCUGUUCCUUUCGCACUUGCCGACUGGCUUUCCGCAAUGCUGAGGAGAUGGAGGCACACCGGCGCGGCCACUUCCCCUUCCACUGCCACUGCUGUGACUUUGUCACCGCGAACGCCAAGAUCUUCUGUCAACACCGCAGGGAGCACGACCAGCCGGGACCAUCCAAGGACGAGACUCUUCACAUGCAUGAUGUGGAGGGAGAGGCAGGGCAGAGUGGCAACAUCAGCCAAUUACCAGCGCAGAAAAAACGAAAGCGGCUCACAUUGGUCAACAAAGUGCCCAAUGAAGAGGAGGAUGAAGGGAACGGUAUGAGAAAGAAGAAGACUAAGAGACAUGUGGAGGAGAGGAGUGAGGGAUCACUUGAUACAACCAACACUUCCAGGGGAAGGUACUUCAAAGGGGACAUUGCAGAGGGCACAGAGCACCUGUACCGCACCCACAUCUGCCCAGAGUGUCGCCGCUGCUUCAAGAAACGCACCCACCUAGUAGAACACCUCCACCUGCACUUCCCGGACCCCACACUUCAGUGCCCUAAGUGUCAGAGAUUCUUCACCAGCAAGAGCAAGCUAAACAUCCACAUGCUACGGGAGGCUGGCCAAAAAUCCCACCACUGCCACCUGUGUGACUACAGUGCUGUAGAGCGCAACUCCCUCACACGCCACCUUGCCAGUGUACAUGAGGACAAACCCAACUUCUACUCAGAUGUGUACCCCUGCCCCUCGUGUGGGGAGCAGUUCAGACUGAGCCACGCCCUCAAGGAGCACAUGAAGACCCACCAUAGCAUCCCAGAGCAGAAGGCCUUGGCCUGCUUUGAGGCAGGCUGCAGGUUCGAGACACAGGACAAGAAAGACUUUCAGAGGCACACGAAGGAGACACAUGGUGUCACAGUGGCAGAGUGCCGUCACCAUGCCUGCAGUGCCUUAUUCAAGUCGAAGAAUGAGAUGGAGGCCCACCUCCGCAUGCAUGCAGCCUUCCACUGCUCCCAAUGCCACUUCACCUGCUCCAAUAAACAUGCCUACCGCCGGCACAAGCGCCAGGGCCACCCAGGCACUGAGGAGCUGCGCUGCUCCUUCUGCAACUUCACGUCCUUCAACCCGGUGGAGUUCUCCGAACAUGUGAGCCGCCUGCAUGCCCACGAGAAGACCCAUCGCUGCUCUGACUGCGGUUUUGCCACUGCACACAAGAGGGUGCUUAGUCGACACAUGCUGCUGCACACAGGUGAAAAGCCCCACAAGUGUAAGCUGUGUGACUUUACCUGCCGGGAUGUGAGUUACCUCUCCAAACAUAUGCUGACACACUCGGACGAUAAGAACUACAUGUGCUCUGAGUGUGGCUAUAUCACCAAGUGGAAGCAGUAUCUAAAUGUGCACAUGCGUAAGCACACAGGCGACCUCAGAUACCAGUGUAACCAGUGUUCUUACCGCUGUCACCGCGCAGACCAGCUGAGCAGUCACAAGUUACGGCACCAGGACAAGUCCCUAAUCUGUGAGGUGUGUGCUUUUGCCUGCAAGCGCAAGUAUGAGUUACGCAGACAUAUGCAGGUCAAGCAUUCACAGGGGGGCAACUGCCAGUCGCCAGUCUUCCAGUGCAAGUUCUGCAGCUACAACACUCACUACCGACAGGCCCUACUCAACCAUGAAAACUGCAAGCACACUCGACAACGGGAGUUCCGUUGCGCACUCUGCUCCUACUACACAUUCAGCAACACCAGCCUGUUUUUCCACAAGAGGAAAGCCCAUGGUUAUGUUCCAGGGGAUAAGGUGUGGCUUGAGAACUAUAAGCAACACGAGACAGACAACAAUGCAUCACAGAUACAACUAGGCUAUUGUGAAAAUACAGUAGGUCUCCCGUCUAAUAAAGAAGAAGGGUCUGCCAAAGGUCUGAGGGCUCCAGAAGAACUUGGUGGUAUUCAAGGAGAGUCUAUCCAGGAGACAGAAUAUAUAGGACAGGAGGCGAUUCAGGUAUGGGCAGGGAAUUGCAGCUUAGAAAAUGGUAACCAAAAACCAUUGGAUAACUGUAGCAUGGAUAACUACAACCAAGGUCUAUCCUCUGAAAUUGUCAGACAGGAGUUGCCCUCUGAAAUCUGUGACCUGGCAAACUGCAGCCAGGAGUGGACCGAAACCUGCCCAGCUAAUAAUUCAUGCAAAGAAAAUGCCAUCAGAGACAAUUGUACUAGACAGGAGCCAAACGAUGAACGAGAAUUCUGUACCAUACUAUUGACUCAAGUUUCAAAUGUCGAACUUGAAGACCCCAAUUGUUCUCAGGGCCAGGCUGAAAAAGAGAGGGGUUUGAUGGCAGCUGACUCUCCGGUUCCUCCAAUGGGUACAGGGAGCAAAUUAUUCCCUGAGACAGAGGCCAUGGAUCCUCCCUUAUGUAAGGGGAGUGAAGAGGAGGGGGUGGGAGGAAGUGAGUCUGAAGAACCCAUUGAUGCCAGUGAAGGAGAAGUGCCUUUAAGAGUACAUGUGAGGAUAGGAGAAAGUCAGAUAGAAUCAGAGCAAGACAGUGCCCUGAUGGACAGCCAGGAGGAAGAAGACACAGUGGACUCUAUUGUUCUUGAAGGCAGCUCAGAGAAGGGGUUGCCCAUGAAGGCCAGUGGUAGUCAGGAAGGGGAAAUGUCCCACUCCGAGUGUGUGCUUAAGGCCCUAAGGAAGCAGGAUAAAGAGCAGGCAACGACAUUGGUGCUGGAGGGCCGAGUGCAGAUGUUGGUUGUACAGAACAAAGCAUCUGUAUUCAAGUGUGACCAGUGCUCCUACGUGACAAAGAAGCAGACAUCCUUGAGUCUGCACUGUCGCAUGCGAUGUCGUGCAAGGAAGGCUCACCUCCAGUGUGGGGAGUGUGGAGCUGUUUUCAAGCAGCAGCGAGGCCUUGAUACACACAGGCUAAAAAAGUGCCCAGUCCGCCUGAAAAAGAAUAGGCGGUUUGCGAGGCCGCUUACUGCAGGUCAGCCAUCUUCUAAGAAAUUGGGAGAGAGUGAGCAAGCUGUAAGCCUUCCAGGAGAAGCAAGUACGAAUCAAGCCAUAGCAAAGCUGUCAGAACUGAACCAGAUAAGAACUGGUGAGUUGGAAACAUUGGUAUCUGUAGAAGCAACCAGCCAUUCCACUCUUGAACAAUCUGACUGCACCACUGCAGCGAACUGUGCUCCAAUGGCAAGCCUACAUGACUUGAAUGCUCAAGAAGAACCUGGCACAGUUCUUGGUGAGGAAGAGAAUGUAGCAAGCAUCGAAAGGGAGGCUACAGAUUCUCCUCUAUCCUUUACAACCUCUCCGCACCAUGUAGGUGACUUGGAAGGCUAUCGUAAGGAUGGUGGAAAGUUCCGGUGCAACAGGUGUUUGUUUGCCUGUUCUCGUCCCUCUACAAUUAAGCGACAUUGUGCUUCCUGUUCUUCUAGGGCCUCUACAACACGGGUGCUACGUAGCCAAAUGGAGAAAAGGGGAAGGAAGAAGAAGAUGGCGGAGGAAGAAUACGAUGAUGAUGAUGAUGAUAAGGAGGAGGUUGAGGAUGAUGAAGAUGAUGAUUAUGAGCAAGAGGAGGAAAAUAAAAACCUGAGAAAAAAUCGGUUCUCCUGCUCCACUUGCCCUUUUACAUGCCACCAGAAAAGAGCACUGACGAGCCAUCGUAAGCGUGGCUGUCUCAAGCCAGGUGAGUUCCAAUGCCAGCUGUGCUCCUUCGUCGGCAAAUCAAUAACUGCCCUUAAAAGCCACAAAAUAGUCCACAAUAAGAAAAACCGGCUAACUACACUGAGUGGGAAAAAAGCACGUCUCCGCUGUGAAUUAUGCCCUUUCACCUGUAAGCAGGAACGUUGCCUGCGCCAACACGUGGCCCUCAAACAUGAAGGUCUGAAACCCCAUAUAUGCCACUACUGUGACUUUAGGACCACUCGCCGCUAUCGCCUUGAUGCCCAUGAGUCCCUCCACACAGGUGUAGGCCGUAUCUCUUGUGACCAGUGUGACCAGACCUUUGGCACCAACUCUAAGAUGCGGCUUCACCGACAGCGUGUCCAUGAGAAGCAGCCCACCCACUUUUGCCAGUUGUGUGACUACAGUGGCUACAGUGCCAAUGAUGUGACCCGCCACACCCUUUGCUGCCACACUGGGGAACUAUGCUACACCUGCACCGACUGUCCAGCAGGCUUCAGCUCAGAGACUGCCCUGAAGCAGCAUAGCCAACGACUGCACCAGAAAACAACUAGCAUGGUCUGUCCACACUGUGACUUCUCUUGCCGCAGCGAGGCAACCCUUAAGAGCCACGUGCAGCGCAAGCACCCGCAGCUGCAGUGUCCCAGCUGCCAGGUCAGCUUUGAGACCAGGGAGAGCCUGGAAGAGCACCGCAAAACCCAUUUCACCCAGCGAUGCACUCUCUGUUCGUUUGCUGCCCGCGAGCGGCAGCUCCUGGUCCAGCACCUUAUGGAUGAGCAUGAGGAUGGCCCCCCUUCUGAGAAGCCUCUGAAGUGUGCUGCCUGUGGAUUUGCCUGCCGUCACCAGCUGGUGUUCGAACAGCACGUGCGCUCACAUGGUGGCACCCGGCUGUACAAGUGCACCGACUGCCAAUACUCCACCCGAAACCGUCAGAAGAUCACCUGGCACACCCGCAUUCACACCGGGGAGAAGCCGUACCGCUGUGAGCAGUGCAGCUAUGCCUGUGCAGACCCCUCGCGCCUGAAGUAUCACAUGAGGACUCACCAGGACGAGCGGAAGUAUCUGUGUCCAGAAUGUGGCUACAAGUGCAAAUGGGUGAACCAACUGAAGUACCACAUGACAAAGCAUACAGGUGCUAAGCCGUACCGCUGUGAGGAGUGUGAAUACUGCACAAAUCGUGCAGAUGCUCUGCGGGUCCACCAGGAAACACGCCAUCGGGAGACUCGCUCCUUCAUCUGUGAGCAGUGUGGAAAGGGCUUCAAGACACGCUUCCUUCUGAAGACCCACAUGAAGAAGCACAGUGAGGAACGCCCCUAUGUCUGCCGUGUCUGUCAACGGGCCUUCCGCUGGGCUGCUGGGCUGCGCCACCACUACCUCACCCACACCAAACAGCACCCAUUCUACUGCCUGCACUGCAGCUACCGUGCUAAGCAGAGGUUCCAGGUAGUCAAGCACCUCCAGAGACACCACCCUGAUCGAGCAGACAACCAGGACCUCAGCCAGGGGGUGGGGAAGGACCCCGGGCCUCACACUGUCCCACUGCAGCAGGCCAUGCUCGAGGGGCAGCAGUGAAUAGACAGGGCUCAGGGGAGCAGGAGGGGUGAGGAAUCAGCCAGAGAGAGUGGCACAGUUUAGAAGGGCCUGAAACAUACCACACUGGAGAUGGUAAUAUGUCUAACCUGGUACAUUAGAAAGUCUUUCACCCAUUCUGGGCUGUGAUGUGAGUACCAUGGGACCUUCGUAAAAGAUGUUAAAAAAUGAAAUGGCUCAAACAAUUAUGCAAUGAGUUACAUUGAAUCCUGAAGAAAGUAUGAGAAACAGUAUUCCUCACUCUCAGAUUUUUUUGUUUUAACCACCAAACAAUGCUAUCUCUGUCUCUGUAGCCACUUGACCAAACUGCCUCCCAGUUCCUCAACAACGACCAAUAAUGUGUUUGGUCCCCCAGUUCCUUCAUGCUUACCAGUUUACAGUGAAUUAGCAUUUAUCAUUGCUUUACACACAUUUCCAGUCCCUCAUCUCUAACUUUUUGGGCCACAAGCCUCACAGUUCCCAUGUCAAUUACUUUGUGUUUUGUUCCAGUUUUUAAUUAGGCCCUCUUCUGAAACAAUAUACACAGCCUCUUCAAAAGCAUUCAGUUUUUAUUCUCUUGGAAAGCUUCAUAUUUAUUUGUAAGGUAUGGCGUAUGUAUAUACAUACAUAAAUGCAAACAUGCUAACACAUGGACAGGAAUAAAUACCAGCAAAUGCAAAGAAUGUGUAACAAAAUAAGAUUAUAAGUUCCCAUUAAUAAAAUAUUAAAAGCAAUAA